Molecule: messenger RNA, 1002 nt
Organism: Maylandia zebra (zebra mbuna)
Lineage: Eukaryota; Metazoa; Chordata; Actinopteri; Cichliformes; Cichlidae
Source: RefSeq, a predicted model, not a curated record
AUGGCUAAAUUUCCAGCAGGUCCUGAUUUGAGGAUUGUGAUGCUUGGAAAGACCGGUGUGGGUAAGAGUGCUGUUGGAAACACCAUUCUGGGAGACAGAUAUUUCAGAUCUUCUCCUUUAUCACGGUCAGUGACUGAGGUCUGUCAGAAAGGUGUGACUCAGUGGGGUAACAGGGUAGUUAGUGUUGUAGACACACCAGGGAUCCUGGACACUGCAAAAUCAAAUGAGUUCAUCAAAAGAGAAAUUGUGCGUUGUGUUGAAGUCUCCUGUCCCGGUCCUCAUGUGUUCCUGUUGGUCAUCCAAGUGGGUCGAUUCACCAAAGAAGAGAAAAACUCAGUAGAAGCCCUGCAGGAGCUGUUUGGCCAGGCUGCAAAUCAGCACAUGAUCGUGCUGUUCACUCGCGGUGGUGAUCUUGGAGGCAUGACCAUACAGGAGUACGUACGUGAAGCUGAGGAAGGACUUCGCCGCAUCAUCCAAAGCUGUGGAAACAGGUUCCACAUCUUUGAAAACACCAGCAAAGACAGAACGCAGGUGGUGGAGCUGGUCAACAAGAUUGAUGACAUGGUGGCAGCAAAUGGGGGCAAGCACUACACAGAUGCCAUGUACAAGGAGGUGGAGGCUGCAGGUAUCAUGGGACUUAAGGCUGUUCAGUAUGAGUUCCUUGAGGCCCUACUGAAGCAUGCCAACUGGGUUGACCGCCUUCCAUGGGUUUUACUGGGGUUGCGCUGCGCGGUUAAAGAAGACCUCGGGGUUUCCUGGCUGAACUUGUCCUCGGUGGUGCCGGCUCAGGCCCCCUGCUGUGGCCGUCCGCCUUCCACUGGACUGGACAACUCUGCUUCUUCCUCUGGGAGCGCCCCCCACCUGGCGGGGCCCGAGCUAUCUUCAGGUUUUCCUGACCGCCCAUGCCAACCUGGUCCUCAGGCUCGUUUCUCCUCAGCCAGCUCUCCACCUCCCCGGUUCAGCCGUUCUGGACGCUUGAUUAAAGCAAGGGUUCUGGACUAG